AGCGUCUGGCGACGAUCACGCCGCAGGUUAUUGACGAAUCCGUGACCUGUAGUCAUCUCUGAUCCCGGUUGUCGGCCAAUCGAUGGAGUCAGACGCCCAGGUGAAAUGUCUGGCGGGCGACGACUCAUCCGACCGCUUCCGCUUCCUCUCCUUCGCUGAGCGCAUCGCCCGCAUCGACGUCAACGUCAUCCACAGAUCGGAGGGAGAGGCCAUCUAUCGUCCUCCAGUGGCCGACACACAACAGCAAGAUGGCGAGGGCGAGAGCGGCCUCACGAUGGACGCCGCCAUGCGGUCGACCCACUUCAGCGCGGCGCUGCAGCACUUCCGCUCAAUCAACCGGUCGCUUGACUUUUCGGAGGUGGCCGUGGCGCUGUGGCCCUACGCGCAGUCGAUGCCUUUGGUGGUAUUCCACCUGGGCAAGAUCGUCGAUGUGCUGCUCGAGGGGGUGCGGACGAGCGCCAUUGCGGCGCUGGAGCCAAUCAUGAGUCUGCUGGGCAUACUCGUCAGGGUAAACAAGAUGCAGCUCUACGUGUCAGCCAUGCCAGCCAGGCAUGGCAGACACCCAUCCAUCUCUCUCUCCCUCUCUCUCUGUGUGUGUGUGUGUGUGUUGUGUGUCAGGAUGUGCGUGCGGAUUUUGAGGCGUACGUGCCGGUUGUGCUGUCGGGUGUGGUGGAGAGGGUCGAGAGGCAGCCCCGCGAGCCGGCCGUCAUCGAACCCGCAUUCACCUGCCUCGCCUACGUCUUCAGGUACACACACACACAUACACAUACACACAAGGCAUCCGUGCGCACCGUGUACCCUUGUUUCCGUGGCCCACUCAGGUUUCUGUCCAAAUCCAUCUUGGCUGACCUCUGUGGCUAUCUGUCGUCCUACGGCCGCCUCCUGCGGCAGCCCUACCCAUUUGUCCGCUACUUCGCCGCAGAGAGCCUCGCCUUCGUCUUUCGCAAGCUGACGCCGCCUAAAUGGCCGAAAGCGCUGAGGGCGCUGCUGGAGACACUCGACAAUGGCCACAGGUGGACCGCAAAGCACAAAGGCUGGCCGACAACACGGGUAUCUUCCACUUAAUGGUUGUGUGUGUGGGUCUCGGUUUGUCUGUGUGUGUGUGUGUGUCAGCCUGUCAGCUGCGGAGCUGUCCUACCAGGCUGACGCCAUCAGCGUGAUCCUGUUCGAGUCGCUCAAGGGCAUCCAGCACACAUUCACCUCCAAGCUGCCGGCUGUCAUCGACGCACUCCUGCGCAUGCUGGAGACCCACUAUGCUACCAAUGGCGGGCAGGUCGGGGAUGAGAGCCAUGGCGGGCAGAGGUGGCUUGAGAUGGCUGUGAGGGGCGCGCUGGUCCGCAUGAGGCUGCACACGGAGACUGUCGAUGGUGAGGGCUCGGCGGAGAUACUCGCGGUGGUUCGGAAGACGAUCCAGCGGCUGCAGGUGAGAGGCAAGGAACGCAGGCAUACCAUACAUCUGUGUGCUGUGGCUCGCUUACGCGUCUCUCUCUCGUCUCAUUUCUCAGAGUGAGCUGCAGGCCGACAACAAGGCCGCCACGAUGUGCAAUGGGAAUGGGCCGGAGCAUGAUCACCAUGAGAUGGGUGGUGAGUCGUUUGAGGCCCUCCUGAUGAACCAAGAAGAUGAUGAGGCCAUGCACGACGACCAACAAGACAACAAGCAAGACACCAGCCCGCUGGGCCGCGCCUCCCUGCUCACCUUCCUCAUCGAGUGCACCGUCGGCUGGGUGUGGUGGAAACCACGGCUCAAGGGGACCUUUGACGCAUACGUCAGCGACACCCUCCCCCUGCUCUUCACGAGCGCGUCCAUCGCCCCCUCGCUCCCAACGCCAUGCGACCAACACGUCUGGUACGCGGCCCACAAGGCGGCCUGCUGCCUGUGGAUGGCCCUGCCGACCAGUGUGGCGCAGUACCAGCACGUACCGCAGCGAGAGAUCCUGUGCCAGCUGCUGGCCAUCUUCCGGGAUGCUGUCAAGACGCCACGGCACCGACAGCUGAUGGAUUGCGGUCCUCUGGCGGUGGACAGGCUGAUCACGCCAUCGCCCGUCGACUCUUUCCCCGUGACUGGCCUGCCGCACGCCAUCCCCUUGUUGCUGCUGCACGCGCCGUCAGCAUGCUCGUCGCUGCUGCUGUCGUCUCUGGUGGCCGCAUACGGACAGAAUGCCCUCGUGCACCUGUCUGCUGCGGCGUGGAGAGACCUCUCUCUUUCUGUCAUCGGUCUGCUUGGCGGGGGAGAGGUAGAGGGAAAUGACGAUCGGGAGAGGUGGGCGUGUCUGCGGCUGGUGAGGGAGGUGACGAUGGGGGCGGUCAGGCAGCAGGGACAGGCCGAGUACCUGCUGGCUGCCCACACAGACGACGGUGACUGUGCACUCGCGCAGUUCGCAAGGUGAGAGGAGCAAGGGCACAUUUCGUCAACCCACGUCAGGAUACGGCAUAUGUGCAUGUGGACAUGAUGCAUGCAGACACGUGGCGGGCAUCUACCAGUCCUCCGCUACCAGUGACGCCCCCCCAUCCACCCUACACCUGCUCCUGACAGCGGUGCCCUCCCUCCUGGCCCACCUGCUCACCCUGCCGUCGAUCCACCCAUCGGUGGCUGACGCAUUGAGGGCCGUGAAGGUUCAUGACUUGCCAGACGAGCUGAAGGCGUAUGUGGGUGACGAUAAGAGAGGCGCAGUGGAGUGGUGGACGGCCGUCGUCGUGGCAACGUGGCUGAGGCGACAAGACGAGCCAAUGUUGCUGCAGCUGAUGGUCGAGUGCUUCCAAAUGGUAAAUUAAAGGAAAAGAUGCCGACACGGUCAGGUGGCAGCCAGCAGAAUGGCGUGUUCCUUAUUUCCCAUUCAGGUGCAGCAGCAUCGACCCCACUCCCCGCUCCUCGCCGACCCGGCUGUGCUGUCCCUCAUCGCCGCGCCCAUCAUCCGACAGACCAAAAGCCCCAGCAGCCACGUCCGGCUGCUGUCCCUGCAGCUGCUCAAGUGCCUUCCAUCCGCAGUACUUGUCUGGCAAGUCGACGUGAUGGUGACGACAGCACCGGACGAGGGGCCGCCCAGUGUGGAGCGGGAUCCGAUGGGCUGUGUGGAUGUGCGCGUGAGGCACGGCGGUGGCGGUGAGGCAAAUGAGACAACGGUGGCUGUUGCGGAGGCGAUUCUGGGUGAGCUGUGAGUGCGAGAAGGAUGGCAUGGGCAGAGAUACUCACUGGAUGGGACAUUGAAUGGGGAUUGCGUGCGUGACAGGGCAUUUGGUAUCUCUCGAGAGCACGCCCAACACUAUCGGCCACGAGCGCACCAAGACCUCCCUCAUCACCAAGACAGCAGACGCCCUCCUGAGGCUGCCCCCCUCCCCCUCCCCCUCCCCAGCCGCCCCAUCCACGACCACUCUCAUACACACAGCCGCCUUCCACGCCAUCCUCUCGCAGUACACCGUCAAGUUCACCACACUCUUCCCCCCAACACUUGAGGCGCUCCGGGCCAUCCAUCCGAUGAUCCACAAAGACUACUUCUGGCGCGCUGUGGCUUCAGAAAUCCUCAGGGCCACCAAUCACAUGCACAUGGGGGAGGGUGAGACGGCCGACAGAGUGUUUGUGUCGGGGAGGAAAAAACGCGCCAUCACCGCGCAGAGUGCGCGGAUGAUGGCCGCGGGCAGGAUGGCUGCUGGCGGUGCUGGCGGGGGUGGGGCUGGAGGGAAGGAUGAAGCUGAUGGGGGGCAGGUGGCGAGCAGCAGCUGGAGGGACGUCACUGGCGCGCCUGACUUUGAGGCCAAUGGCGUGGAGGGAGUGGUGGAACGAAUGUGGAGGUGCGUACACAGACACAACAAAGAUGAAGGAGAUGAGGACACACAACACACAAGCAAAAUCCUGUGUGUGUGUUUUCCCCUUUGCAGUUCUGAGCUGGAUCGGUUUGCCUUCAGCGAGACCGCCCCCUCCCUCCGACACAGAUGGCUGUGGAAGACAAUCGAGACACUCGCACCCCGCCUGGCAUCAUCCAACACCCCCCAAGCCGACGCAGUCGUGCAGUGGGCUGUCCAGUGGGCCGUCCAUCUCUCCGCCCUCCUCACAGAAACCGAUCCGGACGACACAGCCGUGGCUGCUGGUGGUCUGUCGUCGCGUGUGGGGCUGAAGGGCCGCGUGUGUGAGUGUCUGAAGGCCGUGUGUGCGAUGGGCAAGCCGGCUGUGGGAGGGGGGAGUGAGUCGGCUGAGCGGCUGGUGGGUCUGUGUGCCCAUCGGCUGGUGGGUGUGAGGGACGCUGAGAUGCAGAAGCUGGCACUGCAGCUGCUGAAGGGCUCCCAGCGACUUGGGGCAGUGGUUGGGAAGUACUACACCUCGCUGACCCAGCUAAGCGACGACAAGGCAUUCAGGGACGCUCUGCUGAAGGUGUCGCUCGAGCAGCAACAACAACACCAACACACAGACGACGGCGACCGAGACGAGGGCGAGAGCGAUGAUGGAAAGGUGCGUGUGUUGGCUGCGGACCGGCCGGCGGUGAUCCCGAUCAUGAUUCGCAUCUUGUUGGCCAAGCUGCCUAAGAGAGGGUACGUGGGAACAGCCAUCCAAGAAUGAGUGUGUCGACACGUGGUGUAUGGUAUGGGGCGUGUGUUGUCUGUGUUUCAGUGGUGGCGGCCAGCCGUCCUUAGCAGCCCGCCGUGCGUCGGUCUUCAGUUUCUUCUCCCACCUGCCCACAGAGGAGAUAGCUUCCCUGCUGACGGUCCUGAUGCUGCCUAUCUUCACCAUCAAAACAUCAGCGCAGCACAAGUAAGUACCUACCUACAGAGAGACAGACAGCUCGAUGUGUCUGUGGUGUGGUGUGCUCGUACGUGUCAGUUCCGAAAGCGACACCGAAUUCACGAAGGAGCGUCUGCUGCACUCGUUCUUCACUCAGCUGGCCUCGGCUGACCCCUCCUCUCCCACCAGUGCUCUCGCGCCCUUCCCCCUCCCGCCCUCGUUCCCCCUAACACCCACACAGCACCGCGCGGAGCUGCUCGUCGACGGCCAGCACCGGUUGAAGCCCACCGCGCGCAUCCUGGGCUUCCUGCACACCCUCAGCGAUGUCAUCGGCCAGCUGGAGAUGCGGCUCGUCCCGUAUGUGGAGUUCCUCAUGCAUCUGCUCGUGGCCAUUCUUCGCUCAUACGUCCAUCAAGAUCAGCAGCAAGGGGGUGACGGUGAGGGUGAGGGAGACGCCAUGGCCGACGACGGAGAGCGUGAAGAGACCCGCGAUGAGGAUGAUGCAGAGCAUCGAGUGGGAAGGAGGUCGUCAGCGGUGCGUCAGGUGGUGCGGCAGUGUCUGUGUCGGAUGCACGAGCUGGUGCGGCGGCUGCCGGGGCACUCGGCGUGGCCUAGAUGUCUGAAGGAGGGCCAGGGGGCCUUCAGGGCACUGCUCAAGGCCGUGGUCCCUGCUGCAGGUCAGUGGUCUCAGAGACCACCAGUGAGUGCCACAUAUAGCCCCCACUCACCUCACCCAUCCCCUUCUUCUCUGUGCUGUGUGCAUCCAUCAGGUUCGUUGAAGUCCUCUGCGAUUGUGGACUUGGUGUGCAGCUGGUCGCACCAGGAGCCCCUGUUCUGUCUGUACGAGGCCGUGCUGCCGGACGCCCUGCCGCUGCUCUUUAGCACCCUGGCGGCGGGCAGCGUGGAGGCGAGAAUGCGGAAGGACAAAAUCACGCCGCAAGUGGUGGACCAAAUUAUCAAGGUACUUAAGGAAAGGUUUAGGUGUGAAUGUGGCCGUGGGUGUCUGUAGCCAGCUACGUGACAUAAAUCCUCCGUGUGCGUGUGAUUAUGUGUGUGUGUGUAUGUGUGUGUGUGCGUGUGCCUGCAGGUGGCCCUUCGGCUGUGCAAGGGUGGUGUGCUGGACUCGCGCAAGGCCAGGAGGGAGGCGCACCGCAUGGUCGAGGCAAAGCGGAACAAACGACGCAGGAAGAAAUGGAAAGUAAGCGAGCGACAGAGACAGAGAGACCUCACCACCACCACCCACACCGUCUUUCAUCCCUCAGGAGGGCGGCGAUUCUUCAUCUGAAGAAGAUGAGCAGGAUGAAGGUGAGGCCGUCUUGGAGAUCCAGGAGGCAGACGACGCCCCAGCCCCCAUGGCGGUCGAAGAAACCGAAACCGACCAGGGGCGGAUGACAGAGGUGGCGGCGCUGCGUGCGGCCAUUGCGGCGGGCAGGAGGGUCCUCGCGCCUCAUGUGGACGCACUCCUGCAGCCCAUGCAGGUGAGUGAGACAGAUGACCACCCUGUCUGUCCACACAUAAAUUUGCACAUCAAUCACAUCACACACCACCCAUACGUGUGUGUGUUUGUGUGUCAGGUGUUGAUAUCGAAUCGGCGCAAGUAUGGGUGCUCGGCCUCGUCAGUCCGCAGGACAGCCGCCGGGGGGGGCAGUGCUAGCAGCAGUGGCAGUGUGGUGUCCGUCGGGGAGCUGGAGCUCAUGUCGCUCGUCGCCAACGACUGCUCUGUACGCCACGCCAGCCACACACACCAGCCCCCCACCACCCCCUCUCCCUCUCUCCCUCUCUGUGUGUGAUUGUGUGGUCAGUCCCCAGUGACGGCUCUGCACCUGCUGCCCCUCCUCCAGUCGUCCCUCCCCCCUCCCACAUCCACACAGGCGUCACAGAGGUUUGCCUCUCGUGCGGUGGCUGCGGCGGCCCAGCGGAUGAUGCUCGUCCUGCAGUCGAUGCGGCACCUCAUGGUGGGGCCGCUGGUGGUGGCUGGUGGAGGUGUGGAGGGGGUGGAUGGUGGCAGGGAGGUGCUGAGGGGGGUGCAGACACACAUGAAGAGAUACUUGCAGGUGAGUGAGAACCGAGCGGAUCCAUCCAUCCAUCCAUCCACCCACUUGUAUGUGGUGUGUGGUGUGGUGUGUGGUGUGCUGGUUGUUCGUGCAGACGGUGCAAGAUCUGCCGUGCCGGGCGUCUCUCGCCCAGCUGUGGCUGACCACAGACAUCCUCCUCGCCACACACGCCCCGACCACCGCCUCACCGACCAACCACCUGGUCAGCUACGUCAGUGCCACAGACGCACAGGCACACGCCAGGCUGUGGAACGACCCCGCCGCCGUCACACGAGAGCUAUUCGGCGUGGGUCAAGGUGGUGGUGGUGGUGGUGUGUGGGAGAUCUGUGCUGCCCAUCUGCUGGUGGCCCUCAAUGCCUUGCGGCGUGGGCAGCUGACUUCGGAGCCUGACUUCGACUUGCACGUGCAGCUGCUGGGAGAGUUCUGUGACAAACACGUCAUGCCCACCACCACCACCACAGCAGCAGCGGCAGCAGCAGCGGCUGACGGCCCACAGCCGAUGCCUCCCCGUGUGUGGGAGUGCGUUGUGCGUCAUGUGCUGUUCCUUAUCAGUGGGGCAGAGGUGGAUAUUGGCGUCAGACAGGUAGUACCCUCCGAAGCCCGCCACACACCCUUCUCUCUCUCUCUCUCUCUGUAUGUGUCCUCUUUGUGCAUCUAUGUAUCUGUCAGAUGUGUGUGCGGGUUUUGCACCGGCUGGCCGACAGAAUCGCCGCCUUUGCGUCCGCUCUCCGCCAGGCCAUGGGCACCGACACACACGGCCACCAGGAUCUCCACGCCGCUCUCACGUCUCCCGGCACCGAUCUGCUCACCGAGGCCGUCCAGUGCUCCUCUGUGUGUGAGCACGUCUUUGGGGUGGUGCUGCCCACCAUGAGGCGGCUGUUCCGACACUCUGACGAGGGCGUUCAGCGGUCGGCCUUCCAGGUGCUGUCACACUACAUCCGGACGAUCGGGCCACAUCUCGCGACGCUGCCCCUGCCUUUGCCGUCAUCAUCAAAGCACGCACUCAUCGACAGAGGUGGUGAGGAAAGAGAGAGAGAGAGAUAGAGCUCUAGCCCCCCGUGUGUGGACCAUGUGUGCUGAUGGACCGAUGUUUUGUAGGUGUGGAGAGAGCCUCCGCAGGAGAUGGUGAGCUUGUGAGUCACAUGUAUGGGGACGCGGAGUUGUACAGCAGGAGGGUGGAGGGGCGAAGGGCGGCGCUGCACACCAACCUCAUGGCCGUCAUCAAGACCAGCAGCAGCACAGGCGAAGAAGGCGGCGAUCUGUUUGGCGAGCUGCUGCACCUGCAGCGUCACAGGAGGGCGAGAGCCCUCAUACUCCUAACCAAGUAGGCACAUACAUUUCCAUUUCAUGACACCCUCCCCAUCCAUCCGUCGCACACACCGCAUGCACCGGGCCGCACCGGUGCGUUCGCUGUACGGUACGUGUGUGUCAUCUAUCUAUCCAUCAGGGCGGCCAAGUCAGGGCAGCUGCAGCGGUCCACCCUCACCCACUUCUGCCUACCGCUCUGCAUGCACGCCAUCCUUCAGGCAGGGCACGCACCCCCUCCACACACACACCCACACCCAUACACAUACACACACACAUUCUUCUCCCCAUCUGACUGACACACACGUUGUUCAGAGGUCAGCCCGGAAGGAGACCUACGAUUCUUCCCUGUGUGAGGUGGGCCUCACCUGUCUGUCCGAGCUGGCGGCGCGAGUGUCGUGGACAACGGCACUGUCGACUGUGCGGACGCUGGCCAACGCACUGAAGAAGACGUCAGAACGGGAGAAACCCAUCGUCAGGGCCAUCUGCAAGUACGUGGCGGCACAGAGAGGGAUACCUUUGGCUGGCCAUGGUUGGGUGGAUGUCAUGUGGUGUGGUGUGUUGUGGUGUGUGGUCAGGGUGCUGGGGAGUUUCGACUACCACCUGCCUGACGCACUGGCGACCUUCAAGGGCAGCAAGGACGCGCAGCACGGCAGCAGGGUCAGUCAGCCAUUGCAUACGCGACGGACAGUGGACGGGGUGUGGUGUGCUGUGUGGGGUGCAGGUGUUGGAUGCUGUUCGGAGAGAGGCCGCCACCACCAGCAGCAGCAGCAGCGGCCAGGAGGGCCAGCAGCCUGACACCGACGAGCAGCAAGAGGCGGAGGACCAGGACCAACAAGAACAAGAACAAGAGCAGGAGCAGCACCAAGAAGACACAGAAGGUGCCGCAGCCACACAAACCGACGAAGCGCAGACAAAGUGAGUACAUCCGCACGGCCCACACCCACAUGACCAGAUCCACACCUCUGCUGCCUUUCCUGCACAACAAACACCCACAGGCAGGAGGCCAUCCAGUCGGCGAUCCGGAAGCGCAUCUUGCCCCUCCUGCGGUCGCUGCUGCUGGAGAAGAGCAGGGCCGCACAAACUCCCGUCCACCACUAUGCCCCCAAACACCGUCGCGACGACAAGGCCGACACGGGGGCAGGUGGUGGUGGGGUGGUCCGUGUGGCCGUGGCGGGCAUCAUGCUCCAGGUCAGUCAGUCGGAUCAGUCAGCUCUCUCGUGUGUGUGUGUCGUCGUGUCUGUCAAGGAUGAAUGUGCUGCCUGCCUGCCUGUGUGUUGGCUGGUGUCUGGUGUCAGGUGUCGCGCUACUUGCCUGUCGAUGAGUUCCAUGGAGAGCUGCCGCGGCUGACUAGGAUGCUCUGCACAUGCCUCAGGUAGUAGGUGCACACACGUACCGACCAACACACACGAAAGUCUUGUGUGGUGUGGUGUGCAGGUCGCGUGACGUUGCCGAGCGCCGCACCGCACGGGCUGCAAUCUGCCAGGUACGUACGUGGGUACGUGGGUAAGAACAAACCUGGGCGAGGGGGCCAAUCUACCUUAGGCUUCCCGAUGUGUGUGGUGUGUGGUGACAUACAUAGGUUGCCCAUGCACUGGGCCCCUCGUACUUCGCCUGGCUGGUGUCGGAGCUCUCGGGACAGCUGACCAGAGGCUAUCAGGUGCUACCUACCCUACGUGUGGGCCUUGCCAGGCUGAACACCACACCACAGCCAUCAAUCACUGUUUUUGUCGCUGGUGAUCAGGUGCCCGUGUUGGUCUUCACAGUGCACGCCGCACUCCGGGCUGUGGUCGAGGGCAAACCCGAUCACAAGGAGCAAGAGCAGGAGACGGACGGCACACGCACGUCAGCAGCAGCAGCAGCAGCAGCAGAGAGUGAGGGUGAGUUCACUGGGUCACUCGACGACGCACUGCAGUGGAUUCUGCCACUCGUCACACAGGUGAGGGAGGGAGGGAGGGAGGGAGGGAGGGACCUGCGCUAUCUACGCGGCUGCGCCCAUGUGUGUGACAUCCCUGUCUGUCUGUGUGCAGGAGCUGGACCGUCUGGUCGACCCCGACCGCCCGGAUGUCGACGCCAUGGCUGAGGGGGCAUUCAGCAAAGUAAUUAAGCAGGGGCACUGCCCGCAAAGCCACGUGCAGCAUGACUGUCAAGCACUCGUGUGUGUAGGUGGUAGAGGCCAAGCACCUGAGGGGGCCGGAGAUGCUGGAGAUGCUCGCCAAGACCCUCACUAAAGACAAAUGCGAAAACGAACUCAUCGGGUGCAUUUGCAAUGCAACGCCUGAUCAUGCCACCCACCCACCCCAUGGAGCAAUCAAUCCACACACAUACGUAUCUCUCUGUGCUGUGGUGGGUGGUCUGUCAUCUGUCAGUUUCCUGUGCGGUUUGUUGAGCGGCACGGCGUACGAGAGGGAGGGCGGCGAGGUCAGCCGCACGUUCUCACACAAGUACCUCCACAGAUGCCGAGAGCUGCUCCAGAGGGUAGGUACCCAUGCUCACCUGCACACACCACACCACACACCCCUAUGUGUCUGUUGGUGUCAAUCGCAGUCGAUCCAAGGCCUCUCGGCGAACCCCUCCUUCCCUCCCGCCUCCCUCCUGCUGCUCUCCCGCCACCUCAUCGCCCUCUCCCUCUCGCUCACACACCCAUCCCACCCCACACACCCGGACGACCUACCUUUCAUACGCAAGGCCACAAACAACAAUACCACCAGCGCCCCUGACACCACCACCAGCACCCAGCAGCAACAAGAAGACGACUGGCAGGAGGGCGAAGCGCAGAGGCGCGUGAGGGCCAUGCGCGACGAAUAUGUCUCUCUGCAGCCAGGUGCGGCGAGGGGCCGGGGGCCGCUGGACGGCGUCAAGCGAGGAAGGGGGUUUGACAAGAAGGUCCGGGGGGCGGUGCUGGGGCAGGCGGGGCUGCGCCUGCUGCUCCUCGCCAUGAAGCGCUUCCAGGCCUCCAACACGGCCAUGGAAGGGAUGGAGAGUCUGGUGCCUUACGUGAUGGAGUGUUUCUGCAGCAAGGAGAACGACGUCUACGGCGAGGCCGCCAGGGUGCUCUGGCGAAUGCAGCUGGUCGGCAGGAGGAAUGAGGCUCUGAGGGAGGCCAUGCAGAACAACGCCAGACGAGUGGCAAACACCAUACUCAGGUACCCCUCCCCCCACCCACACACAGACAGAGCGGUCCCUUUCCAUCUCUCUCUCUCCCUGUGUGUGUGUGUCACCUGCACACAGGUUGUUUGAGACGAUGAGCGGCGCGGGCCAGUCGUCGUCGGCCGGUGACAUCAUCCCGACCACCACUCGGCUACUGGCCUCCCUCCUGGCCGACCCGCAGUCCAGCAAGUGGUUCGACCCACUCAUCACACAACACCAACAGCAACAGCAACAACAACAACGGGCUAAUGGCGAGGGGGCCAAGGGCCGGAAACGGGCCCCGCAGGAGAGCGAGGGCGAGCGCGUCAUGGAGGGGCGCGCGCUGCUUUCCGCUCUGCUCUCUCAGGUCACAUACAUGGCGCCAUUUGGCUUACACAAGCACCUGUGGAUGCCUGUGUGUGUGCAGAUCCAGGUGUCCUUGAGCGACGCCCGGCUGCAGUCGUCUGCCUUGCAGCUGUUCCGUCGGGUGUUGCUGCUCAAGCACAAAGACGAGACGCUCAAGUCGUUCGGCCUGGCCAGUCAGGUGUACCAGUGCGUCGACAGGGUCGCCGAGCUGCUCGUGCAGACACACGACAAGAGCGUGGCGGCGGUGUGCUCCAAGAUCUACGUGGAGUUCGUGCUGACCUUCCCCAUGUCCAACAAGGUGCAGUCGUUCCGCGUCAGCCACCUGAUCAAGAGCCUGAGCUACCCGCAGCCACAGGGGCGGCAGAAUGUCCUCAACGCAUUACACGCACUCCUGGUCAUCCAGCCAGCCAGAUGCACACCAGACAACACAAGGCUAUACAGCACCACCCGUCACCAUGCUGUUAUCGUGUUCGUGUGUUCGCACAGGUGGACAUCCCUACUGAUGUGUUGGUGUCCCGCUAUUCUGGCCUGAUUGGUGUGUCGGUGGCCGCGAGGCUGGCGCAGGAGGAUGACAGCACAGCACGGUGGGCACCCACCAAUUACAGGCAUCCCAGACGGAGAUGUGUUCAUGUGUGUGUCUGUUUGUGUGUGCACACCACAGGCAGAUGCUCCACGCCGCGCUCAAGACACUUCUGCAGGCCGUCAAGGACGAGGGAGCGCGAAACGACCUCAUCCAGCUGCUCCUAAAGUAGGACAGGCAGCAGCAAAGAGAGCAAGGGAAGGCAGCAGUUGUGUGAGAACACGUGGAUGGAUGUAUCUGUCUCUGUGUAUCGCUCUGCUCAGGUGGUCCACGGGCAAGUAUGCGCUGCGUCUGGCGUUCGUGGAGUCAGCGGGCAUCCUCAUCGACUACUACGGCGAGCGCUUCUCCGCCCUCCUCCCCUCCAUCCUCCCAGCCGUCUGGACGGCACUCGCACUCUCACACACACCCUCACCCGCCCUAUCGGCCUCGGCUGACAGCGGGCUGCCGUCCGUCCCUCUGGAGGACUGGCGGAUCGUCUACUGCGCUCUCAAGGCAAUGGAGGGAUUGCUGUCUGCCGUCUCUCUAGGGGAGCUGGAGCGGCACCUCUCCCCCUCUCUCCUGCACCCACACUGUCGGUCGCUGCUGUGGCCGGGGAGCCAUGGUGCAGAUGGCGACACGCGGCAGCAGCUGCCGUCCGUGUCGGCCAUUAUGAGUGGGUCGGCGCGUGUGGGUGUCGCGCAGGCCCUUGCUGGCCUGUGGUGCUGCGCCAUGACCAGUGGCCUCGGCCACCCGCACCCGUGGAUCGCCGCACUCGCCCUCCGGAUACUGGCCACCUACUACGGCAAGAAGAGCCCUGCGGCACUCAUCAAGCAGCAGCAGCAGCAGCAGGGGUCCAGGAAAGGCAAGAAGGCGGCUUCAUCGCCCGCACCUCCUCUGCUUUAUGUCGCCCUUCCGGAUGAUGGUGACUAUCCCCCUCCCUCUGUCCUGCUGCACCGAUUGGUGUCGCUGAUGGCGUCUGCGCGAGUAGAAGACCAGCCACAGCUGUGUGACGCGCUGCUGGCCGCCCUCACUGGUGCGUGUGGGCUUGCUCUCAGCUGCCCCGACAUGAUGGGCAAGGAGGGAGGCGCUGCUGAUGACGAGCAGCAGCAGCAAGAGGAGGAGGAGGAGGCGAUCGCAGAAGAUGCUCCUCCAGAGGGCGAAGGCAUGAUGGACAUGGAUGCCGCGGCCGACAGGGAGAGGAAGAGGUCUUUUGAUCAGCUGAAUGGACAUGCGGAGGAUGAAGGAGAACACGGAGAGGCUGUCAAGCGGCCACGGACAGCAGACAACAAGGGACCAGACGAGGGCGACGCGGCCAAAGAGGACCGCGAGCCCGACGCCGCCGUCAUUCCCCCCGAGUUGGUCACGGGCUCCCUCCUCCACCAGAUACACUUGUCCCCACACGAGAGCAGACGGCAACCUCCACCCUUACCCCGCUCCAGCGACCAGCCAGCACCACCGCCAUCCCCAUCCCCAUCCCCCUCCCCCCUCUCCCCAGCCCAUCAGCUGCAGCGCUCCCAGGUGUUGUGGUGCGUCCGUCGGCUGUCCGGCCGCACCAGCAGAUACCUCGGGGCCACACCCACCCACCCCGUCCGCACCGCCCUGCUCAUCCAGUUCUACCGCCAGCUGCCGACCAUUCUCCGACCCGACCUUCUGGUGCAGCACGGCUUGCUUGACGCGUGUGUGCGGAGUCUGCACCAGAUAGCGUCCAGCGCGGUGAGGGCGCGGGACAGACUGGAGGAGGAUAUUGGGCAUCUGCUGACGCGGGUGACUGACCAGGACAGAGGCAUGGUGUGGGGCGGGGUGAGGGAGCUGUCGGCUGGGCAGCAGGUGGCCGUGCUGGCGCACAUGGCUGGCCAGGCGCUGGAGAGGCUGGAGCGACACAUGACCGGUGGAGGCCUCUCGGCUGAGUACACACAGGCCCUCACUGCCGCCAGACAGGUGCGCAUCUGUCUGCAUGUCUGCAUAAGAGGCUGGUUGCACAUUGGAUGGAUGGAUGGAUGGACCUGUCUGUGCGUGUGGGUACAUGCAGGCUGUUGGUUCCCGGCGCCGAGCACGUCGUGUGCAGGAGAAGCAGAGGGCGGUCGUCGCGCCACAGCUGGCCGCACAGAAGAGAGUCCUCAAACAGAUCAAAAAGAAGAUGAAGAGACGGAAGGGCCAGCAGAAUACCAGAUGACAGCAAGUGUGGGUCGGUCGAUGAGUGGUUUCGGUGUGUCCGUUGUCCAUGUGUGCUGUGUCCUGUGAGUGUUGAC
Molecule: messenger RNA, 14373 nt
Organism: Vitrella brassicaformis
Lineage: Eukaryota; Vitrellaceae
Source: the annotation of a GenBank genome assembly